Messenger RNA from Porites lobata, 600 nucleotides. Lineage: Eukaryota; Metazoa; Cnidaria; Anthozoa; Scleractinia; Poritidae. The record is from the annotation of a GenBank genome assembly.
AUGAUGGCAUCGCUUGACAGACACUUAAAGAACAACGGCUACACCUUGUCGAUUGUACUUGACCGAGAAUUUAGUUCGUCCAAACAGGUGUUGGAAGGCAAAGCGAAACAGCUUCGCUUGGCUGGCCGUGGUAAGCGCCCAAACAAAGCUCGACAAGUAUCAGAGGAGGAAGAAGAAAUUCUCUGGAAGAGCGGAAAACUCGGAGGUAAUAACCCAGAAUCUUUAAUUCAAACAAUGUGGUGGCUCCUUACCCAACACUUUGGUCGUCGUGGAAGGCAAGAACACCACGGAAUGAGACUGGAGGAUUUCAGAAUCAUGAACGGUGACGACGGCAUCGAAUUUGUUGAGUUUGCAGAGGGGCCUACGAAAACAAGACCUGGAGGUUUGAGUGCAAGGCCAAGACAGUUCCAGCCCAAAAUGUUUCAGACCGGGGAAGGAAAAUGUCCAGUUGCUUUAUUUCGUGAGUACAUUAGCCGUAGACCUCCCAAUCUGAGGACGAGUGGUCCAUUUUAUCUCUCGAUAAAGUAUACAACAGACGAGACGACGACGAAAUUUGGUACAAGGUACAGCCCAUGGGAGAAAAUAAAAUCAACUCCAUGA